CUUCUCCAAUACGUAGUUCACUUCUCAUGUCCCUCAGCCUCAACAACAACUCAUUUUUAAGUUCUCCUCCCUCACUUGCCCCUUUUCGACAACCCUUGUUUCAUACUUUCUUUUUCUCGAGAAAAUAUGGGAAGGGUAUUUGGGUUGUUAUUCCAAAUCCUUCUCUUGCAUUUUCAGGUCUAUCGGCCAUUGAGUACCCCUUCCUCUUUUCUUGAUUCAGCUCAUUUAUGCCUCCCAGAACAGAGAGCUGUCUUACUCGAAUUCAAAAACACCAUUUCUCUGGAUGAUUAUUGUGAUGAUUACCCAAGAACAAAUUCUUGGAAUGAAAGCACGGAUUGCUGCUCAUGGGAUGGAGUCAGUUGCCACGUGGUGACUGGUCAUGUCAUUGGCAUCGACCUCAGUGCCAGCUGCCUUUAUGGCACUCUCCAUGAUAACAGUAGUCUCUUCCACCUUCAAGGACUCCAACGACUCGACCUCAAUUUCAACAAACUUGAUGGCUCUCUUCUUGAAAACAGCAGCCUCUUCCACCUUCAAGGACUCCAACGACUCAACCUUGCUCACAACAAUUUCAAUGGCUCUAUCUCAUCGAAGUUAUUUAAUCAAUAUGUCUGAUGUUGCACUUCCUUCCUUUCUGAACUUGACUUCAUCUCUGGAACGUUUGAGUCUCAGAGAUUGUCAACUACAUGGGGAAUUUCCAAGUGAAGUUUUUUGCCUUCCAUACCUCCAGCACAUAGAUUUAGCUUCGAAUCAAAAUGUCACAGGUUAUCGCCCAAAGACA
Molecule: messenger RNA, 778 nt
Organism: Theobroma cacao (cacao)
Lineage: Eukaryota; Viridiplantae; Streptophyta; Magnoliopsida; Malvales; Malvaceae
Source: RefSeq, a predicted model, not a curated record